This is a messenger RNA of Lactuca virosa, 705 nucleotides long. The record is from the annotation of a GenBank genome assembly. Lineage: Eukaryota; Viridiplantae; Streptophyta; Magnoliopsida; Asterales; Asteraceae.
AUGGAAGAAGAUGCAUAUAUAAUCGUUGAUGUAUACUAUAAUGGGGUGUUCACACCUACCUCAUUGAUGUAUUUUGAUGGAGUAAAAGCAUUUGUACCAUACACGGUUGUGAACAAGAUAAACUUCCUUGAUUUCAUCCCCUUUCUUGAAAAGCUUACUAACGGAAGAUGCAGAGAUAUGUAUUAUUGUCCACAUGAACUGAGGUUGUCUGAGGGAUUACAUGCUAUUCAGAAUGAUUGUGAUUUUAACGAGUUUCUUGAAGAUAUCAAUGAAAAGAAGAGAUUGGAUGAGUAUGUGGAUCAUCAUCAUGAACCUUUGUUUGAUUGGAUUCAGGAGGAAGAAGCAGACCUUGAAGAUGAUGAUUUGGUUUCUAUUGAUGAUGUUGACUCCAUUUUAGAAGAUGGUCUGAAAGCUGAACAUGUAGAGGAUGAUAAAGUUAUAUCUCUCAAAAGAAACUUCAAUGAUCAAUUCCUCAACAAACUUUGUCCAAUACAGAAUGAUGACUUGGUUGAAGAAUAUCAUAAUGCAAUACGACCUAUCUACCCAAGACAUGAUCAUACUCAGAAAUGGAAUGAGAUGAAGCCUCGAUUAGGUAUAAAAUACUCUACUACUGCUGAACUUAAAUACUCUCUUAGUUGCUAUGCUGUAGCAAAUGGUUAUGAUCUGUGGUAUGAAAAGAAUGACAAGAGUAGAGGACAAGGCUAG